This is a messenger RNA of Rhododendron vialii, 629 nucleotides long. RefSeq lists its product as uncharacterized. Lineage: Eukaryota; Viridiplantae; Streptophyta; Magnoliopsida; Ericales; Ericaceae. The record is from RefSeq and is a predicted model, not a curated record. The transcript has a single exon. Bases 70 to 336 code for a protein of 88 amino acids.
AUUGAAAAAUAACUACCCACGCAAAACAGAGGCAAAGGGCGUUGUGUGUACAAGGUGGGAAUCCUCGAUAUGAAACAGAGGCAAGAAAUGGAAAACAACAAAAACCACCAUAACAACAACGACGAGGAAGAACACAACCCGUAUCUGGGUGUAGCCAUCCACAGCCAAGUGAGAAAGAUCAGGCAGGAAAUGGAGAAGAUCAAGCAGCCUUCGUUGGAUCAGCCCGAGAUCAGACCCGUCCUUCGCGAGAUCACCGGCCACCGCCAGAAGCUGCAGCAGCGGUCGCGCUCGCCUCUGGGAUUGGCUGAGAGACCCAUCUUAGUAGGCAACUCGUAGAUAUCAAUCAUCAGGAACAGUUAAGAGGCUGUGUUUGGAUCGUGUAUUUCUUUUGCUUCUGUUAUGGUUUUCGCUUCAGUUGGUAGAUCUCUGCAAAAGUUCGUGAUCCAAACAGAGUCUGAAUAUGAGAUGGAUUUUCAGUGCCAUGGAAUCCAUUUAGGAUUAUAUAAGUAGGAAUUUUCUGUUUUCUUUGUGUUUUUACUACCUUUGGGUUUCUUUAUCUUUACCUUGUACAUAUUUUGGUGUAGGAUUUUUGGUAAUUUUUGUUUGCUGUCUUCUCGGUUUUGAUGGAU